Molecule: messenger RNA, 1530 nt
Organism: Neohortaea acidophila
Lineage: Eukaryota; Fungi; Ascomycota; Dothideomycetes; Mycosphaerellales; Teratosphaeriaceae
Product: cytochrome P450
Exons: 2
Coding region: 1-1530 (509 amino acids)
Molecular function (GO): heme binding; iron ion binding; oxidoreductase activity, acting on paired donors, with incorporation or reduction of molecular oxygen
Source: RefSeq, a predicted model, not a curated record
AUGCUAUUCGCAGCAUCCGUGCCAGCAGUCCUGCUUGCCUUGUCUGCCACAAUACUCUAUGCAUUGGCCAAGGUGGUAUAUCGCCUUUACCUACACCCACUCGCGUCUUUUCCUGGACCGAAACUAGCCGCAGCGACGUUUUGGUACGAAUGCUACUUCGAUGUCUUCAAAGCGCCUGGCGGACAGUUCAUCUACGAAAUUGAUCGUUUGCAUUCAAUCUACGGACCAGUGAUCCGGUGCAGUCCCGAUGAACUUCACGUCAAAGACUCGGAGUGGUUUGAUGUCCUCUUUGCCGGACCGGGUCACGUUCGCGAAAAGUGGCAUCGAGCAAACCGCGCGAACGGGUCUCCUGGAUCGGUGGCAUCCACCGAGUCAUACGACUUGCAUCGGAUGCGCAGGGCCGCUCUCAACCCAUUCUUCUCCACCAAAGCCGUCAUGGAGCUCGAGCAAGAGACGCGCCGCAAGUUUGAUUCUCUAUGCGACAGAUUGAGAGAUUAUGCGAAAGAUGGGCGGAUUGUCAACCUUGGAGGCGCGUUCACCGCCGUGACGCUAGACGUCAUCAGCCAGUAUUGCUUCAACGAAUGCUAUGAUUGCGUCGAAACGCCCGAUUUUGCCCCGCAUUGGAAGAUGCUCAUGUCUGCCCUGUUCGACGGCGCUCCAUUCACCAAGCACUUUCCCAGGCUGGCGAUUGCCCUGCAGAGCUUGCCGAGGUCGAUUGCCUUAAAGAUGAACCCGGUAUUGGGGCCGUUCUUCGAAUGCCAGGACAGAAUCUACGUACAGGCUCGACAGGUCUGGGAGACUGAGCGCGAUGCGCAGGCUACUACGAAGACGAAGACGAUUUUCCAAGGCAUCAUGCGGAGCAAUCUCCCACCCGAGGAGAAAGCGGUGAAACGAGUGUGCGAUGAAGCGUUCGUUCUGGUUGUCGCGGGCGCGGAGACGACGGCAAGAGUCUUGUCCGUGAUCAUGGCUCAUUUGCUGCAAGACCGAGAGUUGUUCGAUCGGCUCAGGAAAGAACUCAGUGGCGUUGUCAGGCCAGACCUUCCACCGAGUCGGGACCUCGAAGCCAUACCUCUGAUGAAGGCAGUAGUGCAAGAGGGCGUGCGACUCGCAGCGCCGGUGACGAAUCGUCCGAUUCUUAUCGCCCCUAAGGAGGAUCUCAAGUGCCACGAUUGUGCCAUACCCCGAGGAACCCCCAUCUCAAUGACAUUUCGAGACGUUCUGUUCGACCCGACCAUCUUCCCGGACCCUAACGCUUUCAAACCGGAUCGCUGGCUCGAGGCGGAGGCGCAAGGCAAACGCCUGGAUCGCUACCUGGUCAGCUUCUCCAAAGGCUCGCGCGGCUGCCUUGGUAUCAACCUGGCCUACUCAGAAAUGUACAUUGGCGUUGCUGCUCUGGUCUCGCGAUUUGAUCUGAAACUGUAUGAGUUCGAUCAGAAGCGGGACUUGGACACUGUCAGGGACUAUUUCAUUGGGCUGCCGAGUAAGGAGAGCAAAGGGGUGAGGGUGAAAGUUGCUGGGAGGAAGACUUAG